AUGGAGCCGUACUUUCCGUCGCCACUCUCCGUAGCUCUAUCCGGCCCUCACCUUGAAGCAACAAAAGUGCUUGUUGACGCCAAAGCUGACAUUCUGGCGGUGGGGAAGAAAGGCGCUCGGCCCCUGACGGUAGCCUGUCUAGUCGGCGACCCUGAGAUUGUCAGGCUUCUCAUUGAAAAGGGCGCCGAAAUCGAGGCGCAAGACGAGAACGGCGUGACAGCCCUGCAAGGCGCCACAGACUGGGGCCGGCUCAAAGCGGUCGAAGUCAUGCUAGAACACGGGGCUGAUCACUCCUAUGGGCAGACCGACAACAAAGAGGCCAAUUCGACAACUUGGAAACCCAUCGUACAGGCCUCCCAGAAUAAUUACGCCAAAAUUGUGGCCCUGCUCCUGUCCAAAGGGGCCGAUGCCAACGCCAACGGACCCAGUGGCUGUGCGUUGUACCUCGCAGCCAGAGGAGGACAUGUCGACGUUUGUAAGAUGCUGCUUGAGAACGGGGCCGUAGCAAACGUGUCAACGACAGAAUUUGCCUCGCCUCUCUCUGUUGCCGUUGAAACCGGCAAAUUGGAACUCGUUCAGCUGCUGCUAGAUCACGGGGCUGAGAUUGAAGCUGUCUUCAAAGGCACCGGGGAUGAUGACACCAAAGACACGCCUUUGACCAUCGCCGCAAGGCAAGGUUUGACAGAUAUUGUGGAGCUUUUGCUGGAACGCGGGGCUAAUCCGAAUCACUACGAGGGCGAUCUCGACCCCCCGUUGUACUUAGCAAGCUGGCGUGGCCAUGUGUUGAUCGUCAAGAUGUUGCUCGAGAAGGGUGCGGACCCGAACGCACAGCUGGACGGCCAGGAUUGGACCGCCGUUCAUGCUGCGUAUGACAACCCAGAAACCAUGCGGCUGCUGCUCGCAAAAGGGGGUGAUCCAGAUCGUGUGGCAGACUCGAGUACGGCCUUGCUCCUAGCAGUCAGGUGGGAUAACUUGGGAACUCUGAAAGCGGUACUCGAGCGGUCCCCGCGACCGAAUCUUGAGGCUGAGGAUGACGAACAUAUGACGGCUCUAUGCCGCGCGUGUCAGUCGUCAUCAGAUGAUGCGCCAGAAAUGAUUCGAGCUCUCUUGGACGAAGGGGCGGACCCGAACCAUGGCGCCGGUACGGACAACCUGCCACUGCACCACUGUCUGAAGCAAGAGGCAUGCUUGCAGGCAUUGCUGGAAUCCCGACCCCAGCUGGAUGCCAAAGACAGCCAAGGUGAUACGGCAUUGCAUCUUAUCCCAUUGCUUGCAACAGGGAACGUUCUUCGAAAAUUAGUCAUGGGAGGGGCAGACAUUGAAGCUGUCAACAACGGUGGGUUGACACCUCUCGCAAAGGCCGUGAAAAGUCCCUUCAACGACGUGUCGGUCUUGUACUUGAUCAAGAAAGGGGCCCAGCCGAACUUGACAGCUCCAGGUUUCGAAGGAAUUCUCCACGAGGCUGUCCGAAACUGCGACCUUCCAGUGCUCAAAGCGCUCGUGAAAGCUGGUGCAGAUGUCAACGCGCUCAGCGGUGAAACAGGUUCAUCCAUACUGUAUCUGAUGGCACGCUACUUGAGUAGCAGCAUGACAGGGACCCGGGAGACACUGGAGUAUUUCGUGGAAGAGCUCGGGUUGCCGGUCAACAUCUAUGGUGGACCACUCGGGUGGCCAUUGACGGCGGCGGCUCAUAGGCCGGGCGUCGCCUUCGAGUACUUGCUGGAGCAUGGGGCCAACACUGAAGUUGAGGAUAGCAUCGGUCGACGGCCAACACAUGUGGCUGCAAUAGGGCUAGAUUUUGGGCCGGCAUUGCGAUCACUCAUAUCACGCGGUGCCUCGGUUUUGACGUCCGACAAGAUGGGUUUGUUACCAGUGCACUACGCUGCUCACGGCGGGCACCCCGAGCAGCUUGCAGUCCUGCUCGAUCAACCGGGCGUUUUGGUCAACGUGCCCGACACAGACGGAUGGACCCCGCUUAUGUGGGCUUGUACCAACAGACGGUUCCCAGUCGAAAGGAUCAACCUCUUAAUCGCCAAGGGCGCAGAUAUAUGGGCACGAGGAGAUGGCUGGGACCAUCAGUGGUCCCCGCUGCGACUGGCGAGGUUCAACGGCCUUGACGCAGAGGUUCAAGCUCUGCUGCAGCCAGACAGCGCAGCCAAAGGUAGUAAAGGUAGUGAAGGUGUUGAGCCUGAACGAGUAUGGGACGAAGAGUUUCACCAGAUUGAGGAGGGCAAUUGGUCACAUGGCGAAUGCUUUGCUUGCAUGUCGGACAUGAGCGGAAAACGCUGGCGCUGCAUAUCGUGUCCCGUGGAAUCUUUUGUUGAAAUCUGCUUCAAAUGUUAUCGAUACAAAGAGAUGAUCCACGGACAGCAUGAAUUCAAGGAAGAGGGAUUCGAGUUUGAGCAUGAGAGGUUGAAAAGUCUGGAAGCAGCUGGAGCGAACACGCCUUUUGGGGACCAUGGCGAUAAUGUAUCCGGAUCGUUGUCAGAUGAUGGCGAGACCGAGGUCAGGAUAACGAAGAGAGAUCGCCGUGCAAGUCGCAGCAGCAACAGCGACAGUAGGAGCGACAGCAGUAUCGGUAUCGAGGACGAGGACAGUGACGAAGGCCUCAAUGAGGACGAGAGUAGCGGGGACGAGAAGUAG
Molecule: messenger RNA, 2643 nt
Organism: Verticillium alfalfae VaMs.102
Lineage: Eukaryota; Fungi; Ascomycota; Sordariomycetes; Glomerellales; Plectosphaerellaceae
Product: ankyrin repeat and protein kinase domain-containing protein
Exons: 2
Coding region: 1-2643 (880 amino acids)
Biological process (GO): protein localization to ciliary inversin compartment
Cellular component (GO): ciliary inversin compartment
Molecular function (GO): protein binding
Source: RefSeq, a predicted model, not a curated record